This is a messenger RNA of Peronospora matthiolae, 267 nucleotides long. The record is from the annotation of a GenBank genome assembly. Lineage: Eukaryota; Oomycota; Peronosporomycetes; Peronosporales; Peronosporaceae.
AUGAACAUGGACGAAACCAGCGAUGGAUCGACUGAAUCUACUCGUUCCCGUGAUCUGACCGCGGCCGGCAUGUCCACUGAAGUAUUGACAAAAGAGGGAGCUGGACGGCUGCGGGAGAUUGGUGUUGCUCACGCUACUGCUAUAGUAGCCGAAGCUACGGUCGAGCAGAGGCUUUUCACAUUGCAAGAAAAGAUAAUCCGCUUCACGAUGACUCCUUGCUUCGACCGAGGACCUCGGAUGAACGGACCGUGUAACGGGGCACCCUGA